GUGUGAUUAGGCAACAAAAUGAAACCGUCUGCCUCUCAAGGGGUCUAACACAUGGCCCUGGCCUCUUUAUUAUUGUUCAUAACUGAUUGAGUAGUAGUAUACCAGGUGAAGAUUCACGGACAUUUUAAUUUAUAUAUUACAUUAGUUUUGCCGUAUGUUCUAUUCAUGAUGUUAAAUCACACAGUGGUCCAUAUACUUGAAAAUGUGGUCGUAGCAGCAGCAGACAAAGAGAAUCAGAAGGUUAAAUUUAGCAAUUUAAAUUGCCAAACUUGGUUACCUUCUUUGACUCAGGGUAUAAUUUAAGCCAAGUUAACUUUACACUGUAAAAAGUAUGAACUAAUGAUGCAUAUCAAAGCAAGUCCUUCAAGAAGAGACAGUGCUACCUUUUCCCUGAUUUGAGAGAAGCAAGAGUGGGAGGGCAGAGUAGAGAGUCUCUUGAGAUACGUAUGCAAGUUUGCUUCCAGCUAAAAGUUAAUGAUCAGUUGCCUCGGUUCUCAUCUCUGAGCCCUGAGAAAUAGCACACUCGUGUUCUCUGUCUAUUCAGGUUACUUGAACUUCAAAUAGAGAAGCAGAAAUGCCACCACCAGGAGGCACCCCACCACUACAUCCACCUCCCGAUGGAGGAUGGGGCUGGGUAGUGGUUGGAGCAGCUUUUAUCUCCAUUGGAUUUUCAUAUGCAUUUCCCAAAGCUGUCACAGUAUUCUUCAAAGAAAUCCAGCUCAUAUUCAACACUACCUACAGUGAAAUAGCAUGGAUAUCAUCCACUAUGCUGGCUGUUAUGUAUGCAGGAGGUCCCAUAAGUAGCGUUUUGGUGAAUAAAUAUGGUAGCCGGCCGGUGGUGAUGGUAGGAGGUUUGUUAUGCUGUUUGGGAAUGGUCUCGGCCUCUUACAGUACCAACGUAGUAGAGCUUUAUCUCACAAUGGGAUUCAUUUGCGGCAUAGGUCUAGCCUUCAACCUGCAACCUGCCUUAACAAUCGUUGGCAAAUACUUCUACAAGAAACGACCCGUAGCGAAUGGGCUUGCAAUGGCUGGAAGUCCUGUUUUCCUAAGUACCUUGGCCCCUUUCAAUCAGUUCCUCUUUAAUACUUACGGCUGGAAGGGAAGCUUCAUGAUUUUGGGAGGUUUGCUGUUGAACUGCUGUGUGGCUGGGUCCCUUAUGAGACCUGUUGAACCCAAAGCAAGUACUGAGUCUAAAAAUAAGGUUGGAGUAAGAGAAACUGAUUCCAGUAUGAAAAAAAGACAAAAAAAGUUAUCAGUUUGGGAAAAAAUUAAUAAGUAUUUAGAUUUCUCCCUUUUUAAGCAUAGGGGAUUUCUGAUAUACUUAUCUGGAAAUGUCAUUAUGUUUCUGGGGUUCUUCGCCCCCGUUAUAUUCUUGGCUCCAUAUGCUAAAGACAAAGGAAUCGAUGAGUAUUCUGCAGCUUUCUUGCUGUCUGUUAUGGCUUUUGUUGAUAUGUUUGCCAGACCUUCUGUAGGACUUAUUGCCAAUUCCAAAUUAAUCCGACCCCGAAUCCAGUACUUCUUCAGUUUUGCAGUGAUGUUCACUGGAAUCUGCCAUCUCUUAUGCCCAUUGGCUGAGGACUACACCAGCCUGGUGGUGUAUGCUGUAUUUUUUGGCCUUGGAUUUGGGAGUGUUAGCAGUGUCCUCUUUGAAACUCUCAUGGACCUUGUUGGUGCUCAGAGAUUUUCCAGUGCUGUGGGACUCGUCACAGUUGUGGAGUGCUGUCCUGUCCUCCUUGGGCCUCCUCUUGCUGGUAAACUGGUGGAUGAAACUGGACAAUAUAAAUACAUGUAUUUGGCCUGUGGAGCUAUUGUGGUCAUAGCCAGCGUGUGGCUACUCAUCGGCAAUGCCAUCAACUACAGAUUGCUUGCAAGGGAAAAGAAGAAGAAUAUACAUACCAAGGAAUCUCAAGAAACUGAACCCUUGAAGACAUCUCAGAGUCCCAAUGUUAAUAUCAAAAGUGGCGAAACUGAAACAUGGAAAGGAGCAGAGGUUAAUCCCUCAGAAAGAGAAACAAAUAUUUAACAAGAAUCAUAUCUCUGAUUUCAGUAUUCAUGACUUUCUCAGGAGUAUUAUUUUUUUCAACAUAUUGGAAGAUUUUUAGUUGAAAUGAAGAGUCAUAGUUAAGGAUGGAGAUGAGAUUUUCCUUCACAACAAAUUUUAAAUGUUUGUCUUUAAAAACUUACUUGGGUAGUUAAAUUUUGAGAUUAUGCAUAUAAAGAAUUCAUACAUUGGGUUUGUGUCCAUACAUGAGUCUGGUUGUGGUGGUUAAAUGAUUUUAAAGUCUUCUGGUGACUUCUAGUCUUGGUUAUAGAGAUCUGAAUUCCAAAAUGCUGGUUUAAGUAGUUAGAAAGAGUAUGUUUAAUCCUAUAAGAAUACCUUAUCCACAUUUCAUUUUUGAUUCAAUAUUAAAGUGUGAAAUGGAAUUGAAGGAAAUUAAUUUUUUUUCCUAGAUAUCCUCACACACACCAACUUUCAUACACUUAAGAAUGAACAGACAAGGUAUCUGGAGAAAAAAAGACAAGUUUAAAAAGAAUAUUAUCACUGUAUAUAUAUUUUUAAAUCCAUGGAGAAAAAAAAUGCAUUAUAUCUGCAUAGUACCUUAUAGUGUGGAUGUUAGAGAUAUGAACAUGGGUGAAAAUGAGAGUGGUCUUAAUUUGAAAAUGUAAUUAACUGCUGUAAAACAAAAGCAAUUGCAUAUAUGAAAUAAAUUUGAAAAAAAGUAAAA
Messenger RNA from Odocoileus virginianus texanus, 2726 nucleotides. It is a transcript of the gene SLC16A7, whose product is annotated as solute carrier family 16 member 7. The record is from RefSeq and is a predicted model, not a curated record. Gene Ontology annotation, molecular function: monocarboxylic acid transmembrane transporter activity. Lineage: Eukaryota; Metazoa; Chordata; Mammalia; Artiodactyla; Cervidae. Gene Ontology annotation, cellular component: plasma membrane. Gene Ontology annotation, biological process: transmembrane transport; monocarboxylic acid transport.